AUGGACUCUUCAUUCAAGCAGUUGUUCAUCAAACUGGCUGGAGUUGUAAGUGUUAAUUAAUAUUGUUAUUAACAACUGCAUCGCUCAAAUGGAGGUUGGGUGCCUGGAGUAUCCAGGGGCUUCCACUGUUGCAGUUACUGAAAGGAAUUAAAUAGCACCUGUUUGGUUGUGUCAGUGAUGAACUCUAGUGCUAAUGAUGAUUUUUCCUUUAGGACAGAGAGAUUGAUGCAUUUGAACUGCAGCAGAUCCUUUCAACUGCUACAAAGAAAGGUACAUUGUGAAAACGUGCAAUGAGUUGAAUGCAUGGCAGAUUAAGAUUCUUUAUCAGCCCAAUUUAAACUGGUGGGGGGCUUGAAAACUUGUGCCACAGAUGCAAGUUUGUUGGGGGGGGGGGGCGGGGGGGACUGGAGGCAUCCUCCCCCAGAAAAUAUUUUGAAAUCUUCGAGGCUCAGAAAUGGUAUGUUCAUAAUAGGCUAUGUUUUGUGUUCAGUUUGAUUGGCCUAUAUACAUGCAAAUAAUGGGACUACUUGUAUUGUGUGUCCCUUCUAGAGUAUCUAACAAACAACAACCCGCUGUGGCCCUAAAGGUUGUUAUAGUCUUAGAAUAAUAUUAUACUACUUUAGUAAGUUACAUGUGGCUGUUAUUUCCAACUUCUCUUCUUAGUUACAAAAUAAUGUAUAAGGUUUUUGUCCUUUUCAUUGAUUCACAAGAGUUGACUUUUAUAUUACUUAUAUUUCCAGUGCUUAGAGACAAGGAAUUUAGCUUAGAAGCUUGCAGGUUAGUUUCUUACAGUAAAAUGUUACAUGGCCUCAUAUAGUCAGAUAACAUUAUGGUCUGCAUGUAAAAUGAUUAUAUGUUACAUGGCGUGGGGCACACAAGUAUAAAAAGGCUGAAGGGAGGGGGGGGGGGGUGAGGGGGUUGGAAAGUUCCAUUAUUUUUUGGCUUCAUGCCCUCAAAGGCCUCUAUAAGGCAUCAUGACAGUUCCAUGCACUACCAACCCACAAAAUUUCACCCCCAAAAGGUACAGGGAGUGCCCCUAUCUUUUAUGGAGACCUAAACCGGCCUCUGGGAUAUGCAAAGUGCCUUUUGCUAACUACCCUUCUAAACAUGCAGCAGCUUAUGUGUCAAUUGAAGUUUAAACAGAUCCACAUUGAGAUUGCAGUUUAAAAAUAGAGUAGCAAAAAAUCAAAAGGAUGUUUUUAUGAAAGGAGAAAAACCUGUGAUGCUGCUUUUCUUCUGUAAAAGAUGCUUCCACAAAUCACUUUGAAGCACAGACUGCAGAGAGCAUAGAUUCGGGGUUCAAUUUUUGUUACCAUUUUUGAUUAUCCAAAAUAACACUGUGCUAUUUUUUAAGUAGAAAAUAAAAUUCUUUUAAUUUUUCCAUUUCUUGGUCAGCUUUAACCACAAACUACAGCUGACUCUCUCUGAAUGGACACCUUUAUAACAUGGACACCUCUGUAAAACGGACAGCAAGGGUUGGUCCCUGCCUUUGUUUACUCCCUUAAUUUGACUCUCUUUAAGACAGACACUUGGUGCCUGAGAGAGCUAACUGUAGCCAAUUUUUGCAUGCCUGUCUUUUGUCUGUUUCUCUUUUUAACACUUGUCUGUUGUCUUUUUUAAUACUUUCAGGAGCAUCAUAGAUCUUAAGGAUGUAUCUUUUAGUGAUAAACGCUUUCCUUAAAAAUUUAGAGCAUAGCAACUAUCUUUUGUUUAUAAGAACAAUCAAUAUGAAAUACUUACCAGUACAUGUGUAUGUACCCACCAGCAGGUAUUGGCUUUGUUUUCAAAUUACCGUCAUUAUUUCCUCUGAGGGUCAUUUUUGAUCUAGUAGAAAUGUUGAACAGAUGAACCUCCAUGUGCAACCACCUCUCGCAAGCGACCACCAAUCCAAAACCACCAACAUUUUCCAGGUCAAUGCUUAACAGUUGGAACCUCUUGUAAGGGACUACAACCAUUUUUGGGGGUUGACGGUUAAAUGAUUUUCCAUUUUUUUCCUCGUAAUAGGCCACUUCUGAGUUCCCCAAACCCUCACUUUCAGAAUGAGCCCAAGUGCACAACCUUUCUUGUUAAAAUGUGUUUAAUUUGCAUGAGAAUGAAAAAUCAUUUCCAUCAAUCAAAGGCAGAGCACUCAACCUCGUUUUGAUACACAGGCCGGGCAAACUCAGAAAUGGCCUGUUAAAUAAAUUUGUCUUUGUAAAACCUACCAAUACCAGGUGCCCAAAUGUUGGGUUUUGCUCUUGUGAUUUGUUUGCAUGAUAGCAAAAAGAUUAGGUAUUGUUUUGGUAUAUCCUUAACAGUAUUUAGGAUGACAAGACUGGAAAGCUAGAUUAUGACGAAUUUAAGGAAGUGUGGCAAAUGGUUAAAGAUUUGCUGGUGAGGAAGCACUUUUCAUAUUUUUAGAGGUCAUGCUUCUGAUCACAGAGGGACUUCGAGAAUGAGAACAUUUUGUAAUCAUUAUAUGACAGGGGCUGUCUUUACUUCACAGAAAAUUUUCGCCGAGCAUGACAAAGAUAACAGUGGAACCAUGGACAUGUAUGAGAUGCGCAGUGCACUGUCAAAACAGGGUAAAGUUUCUUUGAUUUUUGCCAUCAAGGUGCCUGUGCUGGUCCUUUCAUGUGCGGCUUGGAUUUCACGAUAAACUUGUCAUGCUGUUUGCUAUGCAGUGCAAGUUAGUUCCAUGUUUCAAGUGUGAAUAAAUUGCUUAUAUGUGAUGAUUUACAUGAAAAACAUGGUGACGUGCUUUCAUGUGAUCCUGUUUAUAGUUAUGUCAUCCUUGGCCUCUACACACCCUGAAUGAGUAGACGAAAAUCUACAUUAUAUAAUCUCACCAUUUAAAAUAAAACCUCUUCAUCAGUACUUUACGAAAUUAAAUUGUGAAGGAGGGAAAGGGGGGGCGUUCUUUUAAACUCUCUUUUCUCAAAAAGCAUAGCUAAGUCACCCCCCUCCCCCCAAGGGCUAUUUAUGUAUACAUGCACAUAAUGAGUCGUUAAUAGUGUCAAGGAGACAAACUGACGUCCCAUUUUUUACUGACUUCUAUAAAAAUCUCUUAGGUAUUAACCUCAGCGAUGCGACUUUAAAUGCCAUGGCUUCCCGCUUCAACAACAAGAAAGGAAAUUUGUCCUUUGAUGACUUCCUGCAAAUUGUCUGUCGUAUUUACUCUCUGAAAGGUGUGAACCACUAUCUUGUUAUGUGAUGGUUAUUGCUCUCUCUGUCAUCUCCCCUGGGCCAGGGGGUCUGGUAGCUUGAGAAAACAGUCGACAUUUCACGACGUCACCACUGGUUUGCUCGCGAAAUGACGUCUGAGAAACGAGCGCAGAAAAUCCAUUUUGAUGACACGUCAUUACGUGGGUGGUGUUUCUGAUUGGUUGAAACAAAUUGUCAGCCAAUCAGAAGCACUACUGGGUAGUGACGUCAUCAUUAUGGAAUUCCUGCAUUCGUUUCUCGGACGCCAUUUCUUGGGGAAACCACAGUGGUGGCGUCGCUAAAUGUCGGCUGCUUUCUCAGGCUUGGUGUCUGGUGGGUUGCGCUAAUAUCGUACUUGGAUGCAUUGUUGACAAUAUGUUGGUUUUACAUAUAUUAGUCACUAUGAAACCUAGCGUUGGCAAAGAGAUUUUGCUAAAUAGCAAAAUCGUCUUCAGUACUAACAAAUCUUUCUCCCUCUUAAAAUAUCUAGGAUAAAAUUAAAAAGCGUCCUUUGGCCCCAGGGUAUUGUCUCGGUAGAGUUUUAAUUCAGCGUUCUAAAAUCAAAGAUAAAGUUCGAAAAAGUGACUGGUUAACUAAUGUUCAAAUCUUUCACACUUAAACUUCUUCAGUUUCGUUCAACCGUGCGUACCUUUAUAUUUCCUGUGUUACUUAAAUGUGUCUUAACUAUUUUAUAAUCGAUUUUUUAUACAUUAGUUCACUCAAGUCAAUGCAAUGGCUAGUUACUUAUGCCGAGUUUUCCGCCUUCAAAGCGAGCUCGAGAAUGUGCCAUUUCUUCAGCGGAGGUUUUUAGUUAUUUGUAAUGGGUUUAUUGUUUUGCCUUGUUUAGAUAACUUUGAUCGUUACGCGGACAGAACUGGGACAGCCAAGUUUUCGUUGGACGACGUAAGUGAAAAAAAAAAAACAACAACAACAACAACAACAAAAACAGAAGUGUUAUUUUAAGUUGACCCUUUUUUUGCAUCCUUAUUGUUUCUUAUCCUUUAUUCUUUGGAGUGCUCCAGUGGACGUUCGUUUAAAGAUGGUGCGUGGUACGUGAUGCGUAGUCUUUUGGUCUGUGGACAAUUUAUCAUGUUCCAGCCUCUAAUUUCUGAUAUCUAGGUCACUUUCUUAUCAAGCUGAGAAAAUAUCAAAAAGCACUGCAUAGUGAUCUAUCACUGAAAAUUUGAGCCUGCUGUACUGGAACCUCGAUCAGAACACAUUGCGAAUGUUGAGAAUGGAAGAUGUAGUAUUUGAUUUUUUGGUGGAUUUAAUCCUUUAAUGUGACCAUUCAAAUGAAGUUUAAAAUGCUGCGUGCGUGAAUCUGUUUCGUAUUUCAUCGUUUCAUUCAUCAUUCGUGCUUUUUGCCUUUCAGUACCUUCGCGCCUGUGUUACUCUGUAA
Molecule: messenger RNA, 4582 nt
Organism: Porites evermanni
Lineage: Eukaryota; Metazoa; Cnidaria; Anthozoa; Scleractinia; Poritidae
Source: the annotation of a GenBank genome assembly